Molecule: messenger RNA, 1084 nt
Organism: Lucilia sericata (common green bottle fly)
Lineage: Eukaryota; Metazoa; Arthropoda; Insecta; Diptera; Calliphoridae
Product: probable peptidyl-tRNA hydrolase 2
Exons: 2
Coding region: 339-887 (182 amino acids)
Cellular component (GO): cytosol; mitochondrion
Molecular function (GO): peptidyl-tRNA hydrolase activity
Source: RefSeq, a predicted model, not a curated record
ACUUGUAAAAAUCAAACGGUUAAAAGAUGGCAAAUCAAGGUCUCUAGCACAUGGAAGUGACGAUUUUACGUCAUUGUACUGAUAUUUUUCGUUUAACUAAAAAACAAAAUUUUGCAAACAAGGCCACAUUUAAGAUUAUUAUUUUUUUGUGUUUAUUUAUAACGACUACUUAAUAACCACUUUGAAAAUAUAGCAUUCUUACAUCGAUUUUAAGCCGCCGCCGAUAUUUUUAGUGUCAGCCGCGGCCCUUAAUAUUUGUCGGCGCAGGGCUCUGAGGCCCAAUGUGGUUUCAGAUUUUUUAAGAAAAAUUUAUAUUUAUAAUAAAAAUCAAACAAAAAAUGGGUGAUACUAAAUUAUUAGAUACAAAUCAAAUAGUUAAUGGAUUAGCUGUUCUAUUAUCAUUUUUUGUGGGUUAUAAAUAUGCCCUUAAAAGGCAUGAUAUUAAAGAGAAUGAAGCCGGUAAAAAAUUAGAAGAACAGGGAGCAGCAGGAUCCAGUGAAACAAAGGAUGAACCGCUUUAUACAAGUUUUAGUUUCAACUAUAAAAUGGUACUUGUGGUACGUAAUGAUCUUAAGAUGGGAAAGGGUAAAGUUGCUGCCCAAUGUGGUCAUGGUGCUGUAGGUGCCUAUCAAAAGGCUGUACGUAAAAUGCCCAGUGUUGUAAGGGCUUGGGAGAAUUCAGGCUGUGCUAAAAUUGCUUUAAGAGUGGAGAGUGAAGCUGAAAUGAUGGCUAUAAAAAGAGCAGCUGAAGCUAGAAACCUAAAUACCUGUUUGAUUCGUGAUGCCGGUCGCACACAGAUUGAACCUAAUUCCAAGACUGUUUUGGCCAUUGGCCCAGCUGCUGUUGAAGCUAUCGAUCAAGUAACCGGACAUCUUAAACUUUUGUAAAAAAAAAUUGCAUACCUAUUUUACGAUAAUUUUCGUAUUCUAUUUUAAGUUUAGAAUUAGAGAAGUAGAUUUUUUUAUUUAAGAUUUUUCUAAAAGUUUUCAAUGCAAUUAAAAACAGAAAGUUGAUUUAAAAGUAUCAAAUAUCUUGGAGUAAACUUUAUUCGAAAAUUUUCAAUAGAAAUGUGAUAUUUAUUGAA